Messenger RNA from Fomitopsis serialis, 2723 nucleotides. RefSeq names its product Fungalysin metallopeptidase-domain-containing protein. The record is from RefSeq and is a predicted model, not a curated record. Gene Ontology annotation, molecular function: zinc ion binding; metalloendopeptidase activity. Bases 103 to 2574 code for a protein of 823 amino acids. The transcript has 4 exons. Lineage: Eukaryota; Fungi; Basidiomycota; Agaricomycetes; Polyporales; Fomitopsidaceae.
CCGGUUCUCCCCAACCACCACCACUCCCUCCAGCUCUUCUACAUAGUGGGGGGUUCACAGCACACGACCGCUCGCUCCUCUAACACAACUUCAUUCUUUACGAUGCGUCGUUUACUCGUCGCUUCGGUUGCUGCGCUCGGUCUCGCGGGCGCAUUCGCCCAUCCCGGUGGCAACAACAACGACAACCAGGUCCGUCGUCGUAAGACCCUCAGCUUCGGCCCUGUGCACCCACAUGCGGUAUACCGCACGGACCCCGUCUACGCGUCCAGCGGGUUCGCAGACGCGACCAGCGAUCCGGUUGAGGUUGCGCAGCACUUCGUAGAGGAGCUCACGCGGGAGACGUCGCCUGCCAGCUCGUUCGUCAUUCGGAAGGACUCCUAUACGGACAAGAACACUGGCGUAAGCCACGUCUACGUGCGCCAAUUCUUGCAUGGCAUCGAGGUCUCCGACGGGGACAUCAACGUUAACGUGAAGGACGGUGUCGUAAUCUCGUACGGUGACUCGUUUUACCGUGGCUCUGAGCCAGAUCCUUUCGUGUCUGGUCUCGUGCGCGGUCUUCCGGAUGCGCAUUCGGAGCACUGCGCCGACCUCUUCGAGGAGCUUGAGUCGCGCGCGGAACAUCUCGAGCAGCUCAUGGAGGCGCAGGAGGCUCUGGGAUUGCAGAGUGAGCAGGUCACGCUCGGCAGCAGCAAGCCAGCCGCGCUCAUUGAGCAGGCUCUCGGGGACCUCCCGCUGCUCUACCAGUGGAACUGCGAGCACGUCAGCACGCCGUUCUUCAUGGCGAACCAUGAUGCAUUCGCGAACCAGGAGGACGCGAUGGGCGACCCGACGCGUGCGCUGCUCCAGUUCAUGAUCGCGGCGACGCCGAACCAGACGCUCGCGGAGGACCUCAUGGAGAACCCUGCUGCGCACCUUGAGAAGAUGCAGUCGACCUGGGAGACGCACUUCGUCGGUGGCCACGGCACGAUCUCCGGGCUUGUGAGCAACGUUCCCGACGCUGUCAACCCUGUCAAGGCGAAGGCUGCGUUCAUCCAAGUGCCCAACGGCGACUCGAUGUCCCUUGAGCUCGUUUGGAAGUUCGAGGUCGAGAUGCAGGACAACUGGUACGAGGCUGCCGUGAGCGCCUCCCAGCCGCAUCGCAUCAUUUCCGUCGUCGACUGGGCAUCAGACUCGCCGAUGCCGGUUGCUCCCGUCCCGCCGGUCGACAAGAACACGGGUGUUUACAAGGUCUUCGGCUGGGGUGUCAAUGACCCAUCCGUCGGUAAUCGAUCCGAGCAGAAGGAGUACUUCGACUCCCUCGCCAGCCCGAUCGGAUGGCAUUCAUUGCCGUACGCGAACGACCCGCAGUCGCUCCGCAUGAAGGUCAAGAGUGGACCCAAGGGUGAGAAGCUGCGCAACACGACGACUACUUGGGGCAACAAUGUCUUCGCGCACGAGAACUGGGAGGGUCGCAACGACUGGGAGACCAACUACCGUCCGGACGCAGGCGAGUCGCUGGUAUUCAACUUCACGUACGUCCCGAAGAAGACGGAGAGGGAGGAUGCGCUUGAUGAGGCGCAGAAGUACAUCAACGCGACAGUCACCCAGUUGUUCUACACCAGCAACCUCGUGCACGAUCUGUACUACCGGUAUGGCUUCGACGAGGUCUCGGGUAACUUCCAGCAGCACAACUUCGGUCGUGGCGGCGAGGAGAACGAUGGCGUCAUUGCCAAUGCUCAGGACGGCAGCGGGUACAACAACGCCAACUUCAUGACUCCUCCUGACGGUCAGAACGGUCGUUGCCGGAUGUACCUCUGGAACACUGCGAACCCGUACCGUGACGGUGAUCUUGAGGCUGGCAUUGUGAUCCACGAGCUCUCGCACGGUCUCAGCACGCGUCUGACGGGUGGCCCUGCCAACUCCGGCUGCCUCGGCUGGGGUGAAUCCGGCGGCAUGGGUGAGGGCUGGGGAGACUUCCUCGCCACUACCAUCCGGAGCAAUGCGAACUACUCGGACUACGCGAUGGGUGCCUGGGCUGCCAACCGUGAGGGCGGCAUCCGGAAUUACGUGUACUCGCUCAACGAGACGAUCAACCCCUCGACGUACAAGACGCUCGACAAGCCCGGCUACUGGGGCGUGCACGCGAUCGGCGAGGUCUGGGCAGAGGUGCUCUGGGUCGUCUCGCAGCGCCUGAUCACGAAACAUGGCUUCGUCGACACACUCUUCCCGCCACUCCCCGCUCAGGACGGUACCGUGCCUGAGGGCGACUUCUACCGCUCCGCGGAGUUCACCGCCGAGGGCGCGCGCAAGCCGCUUAUCCCCAAGCACGGCAACUCGCUCGUCGUGCAGCUCGUGCUGAACGGCAUGAAGCUCCAGCCUUGCAGGCCGUCGUUCUUCGAUGCGCGCGACGCGAUCAUCUCGGCGGACCAGGUGUUGACCGGCGGCGAGAACUACUGCGACCUCUGGACGGCGUUUGCGGAGCGUGGCUUGGGCCCGGAAGCACGUGUGGACGGCCGCACGCCGUGGGGCGGAGGAGUGCGCACGAACGACUAUGCCGUCCCGGCGAAGUGCGCGGCCGACGAGCCUGAACUUUGAGCGGUCGGCGGUUGUAUGUCUGUGACCCCUGAGGAGGCGGUGGCCCGUCUUCAGGCUCUUGACUGUUACUUGAUACUCUCUGUAAUUUUAGUUUGUGUACAUCUUUGGAUAUAGACUCGCCUAUCAUGACAUACUCUGAUUUGUGGUCC